This is a messenger RNA of Ananas comosus (pineapple), 2265 nucleotides long. RefSeq names its product DNA replication licensing factor MCM7. The transcript is spliced from 15 exons. The coding region runs from base 71 to 2230 and encodes 719 amino acids. Gene Ontology annotation, biological process: DNA strand elongation involved in DNA replication; double-strand break repair via break-induced replication; DNA replication. Gene Ontology annotation, molecular function: ATP binding; single-stranded DNA helicase activity; single-stranded DNA binding. Lineage: Eukaryota; Viridiplantae; Streptophyta; Magnoliopsida; Poales; Bromeliaceae. The record is from RefSeq and is a predicted model, not a curated record. Gene Ontology annotation, cellular component: nucleus; MCM complex.
AAACACCCCCCAACCCCAUUUCUCUCUCUCUCUCUCUCUCUCUCUCUCUCUCUCCUCCAUUGUCGACACCAUGAAGCCCUUCGUCGUCGCCACCGACAAAGCUCUCGCCAAGGACUUCCUCACCAAUUUCGCCGACGCCGUCGGCGAGCCCAAGUACCUCAACAUCCUCCAAGAUGUCGCCAAUCGCAAGAUCCGUGCGGUUCAGAUCGAGCUCGAUGACCUCUUCAAUUACAAGGACCUGGAUGAGGAGUUUUUGCAGAGGGUCACGGAGAACACGCGGAGGUACAUCAGUAUCUUUGCGGAGGCUGUGGACGAGCUCAUGCCCGAGCCCACCGAGGUGCUCUCGGCGGAUGAGGACCGCGACAUCUUGAUGACGCAGAGAGUGGAUGAUGGAACAGAUGCCGCUGAUAACUCCGAUCCGCUUCAGAAGAUGCCCUCCGAAAUCAAGCGGUUCUUUGAAGUCUACAUAAAGGCAUUCUCCAAAGGGACUCCGCUUACGAUUAGACAAGUCAAAGCAUCUAACAUUGGCCAGCUUGUGAAAAUAUCUGGCAUUGUCACUCGCUGUUCGGAUGUGAAGCCUUUGAUGCAAGUUGCUGUUUAUACUUGUGAGGACUGUGGAUUUGAAAUUUAUCAGGAAGUGACUGCAAGAGUAUUUAUGCCUCUAUUUGAGUGCCCAUCUAACCGCUGCAAAACCAACAAGGCAAAGGGAAACCUCAUUCUACAGCUUAGAGCUUCCAAAUUUUUGAAAUUUCAAGAGGCUAAGAUCCAGGAAUUAGCAGAGCAUGUUCCUAAAGGCCAUAUUCCACGUUCUCUGACUGUUCAUCUACGAGGGGAGCUUACUAGGAAGGUAUCACCUGGUGAUGUGGUUGAGUUGUCGGGCAUUUUUCUUCCAAUCCCCUACACUGGCUUCAGAGCUAUGCGUGCAGGCUUGGUUGCGGACACAUACUUAGAAACCAUGUCAGUCACCCAUUUCAAGAAAAGAUAUGAAGAAUACGAACUGAAAGGAGAUGAGCAGGAGCAGAUUGAACGGCUGGCUGAAGAUGGUGAUAUAUACAACAAGCUGGCACGAUCAUUAGCACCUGAAAUAUUCGGCCAUGAAGAUGUCAAGAAAGCCCUUCUAUUGCUUCUUGUCGGGGCUCCGCAUCGGAAGCUCUCCGAUGGUAUGAAGAUAAGAGGGGAUAUACAUGUUUGUUUAAUGGGAGAUCCUGGUGUUGCGAAAAGUCAGCUGCUCAAGCACAUAAUAAAUGUUGCGCCGAGAGGAGUAUAUACGACAGGACGAGGAAGCAGCGGAGUUGGUCUAACCGCCGCUGUACAGAAAGAUCCUGUUACAAAUGAGAUGGUCCUUGAAGGAGGGGCAUUGGUAUUGGCAGAUAUGGGUAUAUGCGCGAUCGAUGAGUUUGACAAGAUGGAAGAGUCAGAUAGAACCGCAAUCCACGAAGUGAUGGAACAACAAACUGUUAGUAUUGCCAAGGCUGGUAUUACUACCUCUCUCAAUGCAAGAACUGCAGUCCUUGCUGCUGCAAAUCCAGCUUGGGGAAGAUAUGAUUUGAGGAGGACUCCAGCUGAAAACAUAAAUCUUCCUCCAGCACUUUUAUCACGUUUUGAUCUACUCUGGCUAAUUCUGGAUCGUGCGGACAUGGAUUGUGAUCUUGAAAUGGCCAGACAUGUUGUCCAUGUCCAUCAAAAUCUUGAAUCGCCUUCACUUGGAUUCACACCGCUGGAACCAUCUCUUCUUAGGGCAUAUAUUUCAGCUGCACGAAGAAUUGUUCCUUCAGUUCCGAGGGAGCUCGAGGAAUACAUUGCAACUGCAUAUUCUAGCAUCCGCCAAGAUGAAGCAAAAUCAAAUGCCCCACAUUCUUAUACAACCGUCAGAACACUUCUUAGCAUCCUCCGCAUAUCUAUUGCUUUAGCGAGGCUCCGAUUUUCAGAAACUGUUGCCCAAAGUGAUGUCGAUGAGGCUCUGCGACUUAUGCAAAUGUCAAAAUUCUCCCUAUACUCGGACGAUCGACAGAGAUCUGGUUUAGAUGCUAUCUCUGAUAUCUAUUCCAUCUUGCGAGAUGAAGCAGCCAGGACAAACAGCAUGGAUGUGAGCUAUGCCCAUGCUCUCAAUUGGAUAUCUAGAAAGGGAUACAGCGAGGCUCAGUUGAAGGAGUGCCUGGAAGAGUACGCCGCACUAAAUGUGUGGCAAAUUCAUCCCAACACCUUUGACAUUCGCUUCAUUGAUGCCUAAAUGCUGAACAAGUUUCGGAUGUUCAUCUUGCAUUC